Trichobilharzia regenti is the source of this 1526-nucleotide messenger RNA. Lineage: Eukaryota; Metazoa; Platyhelminthes; Trematoda; Strigeidida; Schistosomatidae. The record is from the annotation of a GenBank genome assembly.
GAGGACACAGUAGGAUGAGGUCUUGCCUCAGUAUCUCUAUCAUUAGUGAAUAGCAAUAAAAGUACCUCUUAUCUUUUUUGUGAUGUGUAGACAAACGUAUAGUCUGAAGUACUUGUUUUACUGUUUGUCUACUAAAGGUGGUUGAUUCGAAAGAGUAGCGUGACCAUGCUGGUUCUAUUCGAGACUGCUGCAGGCUAUGCAGUGUUUAAAGUCCAUGAUGAAAAAGGUGUUAGUGAGAUUGAUGAUCUCGCAAAAGCCUUUGAAGAUACAGCAACAAUGAAUCAGCUAAUUCAGCUUGAGCGUUUUGUACAAUUCAAGGAUACCAAAGAUGCAUUAGUAGCUGCGUCGGACAUAGUCGAGGGAAAACUCUCCAAAAGAUUAAAAAAGCUCCUUAAAAAGUUGUACGUCAAAGAGCUGAGGGAUGAUGUUCUUGCUGUGGCUGAUAAAAAGUUGUCUAUUGACAUUAAUACAAAGAUGAGUAUUCCGACAGUUAGUGACUCCCUCGUGCAAAAUCUUAUGAGGGGUAUUCGUUGCCAUUUGGAUACUCUUCUACCGGUAGUUGAUGAGGGGCAUAUGUCAAGAAUGCGAUUAGGAUUGGCUCACAGUCUUGACAGAUACAAGUUGAAAUGCAACCCGGACAAGAUUGAUACAAUGAUAGUUCAAGCAGUCGGUCUGAUGGAUGAGUUAGACAAAGAGAUCAAUAACUACAUUAUGCGUGCUAAAGAAAUGUACGGUUGGCAUUUUCCCGAAUUGUCGAAAAUUGUUGUGGAUAAUAUUACUUAUGUAAAUGUCGUCAAACGAAUUGGUCAUAGAGUGAAUGCCAGUGUAGACCUAUCUGAUCUUGUAACCGAUGAUGUAGCUAGUCAGAUAAGGGAAGCUUCUAUUGUCUCCCUCGGAACAGAAGUCAUAGAUGAAGAUAUCGCGAUGAUCAAUGAAUUGUGUGAUCAAGUUAUAGAGGCUUCUAGUUCUCGAGCUCAACUACAUGAUUACCUCGUCAAAAGGAUGGUUGCAGUCGCUCCUAAUCUUACAUCACUUGUUGGCGAAUUGAUUGGGGCGAGGUUAAUUGCUCGUGCCGGGACGCUUGUCAAUUUAGCAAAACACCCCGCGUCAACAGUUCAAAUACUUGGAGCAGAAAAAGCAUUGUUUCGAGCUUUGAAAACACGACACAGCACACCGAAAUAUGGUUUGUUAUACCAUGCAAGUCUGGUGUCGCAAUCGGAUCUUGCUUUCAAAGGCAAAAUGUCCCGAAUGCUGGCAGCGAAAGCAUCAUUGUCUGCUCGUUUGGAUGCACUUGGUGAAGAAGGGGCUGACACAGAAAUGGGUCUUCGAGCUAGAGCCUAUUUGGAGAAGCGACUUCGACAGCUCGAAGCUGGAACGUUCAAUCCAAAAUUAUCUGGUAUAAAACGUCAUAUAAAAUCAGAAGACGGUCAACCACAACCGAAGAAAAUUAAAGUGGACGAGUAAUGUAUGAGUAAUAUAUUGUACAUAUUUUUUCCCGAAAAAAAUAUAUUUUAUUUGCACUGUAA